Molecule: messenger RNA, 3028 nt
Organism: Danio rerio (zebrafish)
Lineage: Eukaryota; Metazoa; Chordata; Actinopteri; Cypriniformes; Danionidae
Source: RefSeq, a predicted model, not a curated record
CCUGCGUCCUGCAUCAACUCGCUAUAUGAGAGCGGGCGCGGAUACAGAUGCCGUUUUCUUGAACAGCCGCACAAAUGGAUGGAACCGAAACGAACCGGAGAAACUGCGCGAAGUCGGAGCAACAGAAGAUGUUGGACUCCAGAGGAAACCAAAGUGGAUCUAAAGACAGAGUGACUCUUAAGAAAGAAAUUGGUCUUUUGAGCGCGUGCGCCAUAAUUAUAGGCAACAUCAUUGGCUCAGGGAUCUUCAUCUCUCCAAAGGGGGUUCUGGAUCAUGCUGGCAGUGUGGGGUUCUCACUCAUCGUGUGGGUCCUGGGAGGCGGAAUCUGUGCCCUGGGAUCUCUUUGUUAUGCUGAGCUGGGCGUCACCAUCCCCAAAUCAGGUGGAGACUACUCAUAUGUGACAGAGAUCUUCGGGGGACUGGUGGGCUUCUUGUUGCUGUGGAGUGCAGUGUUGAUCAUGUACCCAACGACUCUGGCUGUGAUUGCGCUCACCUUUUCCAACUAUGUUCUGCAGCCUGCCUUCCCAAACUGCCUGCCUCCAUACAUCGCCACCCGACUCCUCUCAACCACCUGUGUCUUGUUUCUGACUUGGGUGAACUGCUCUAGUGUGCGCUGGGGGACACGGAUCCAGGAUGUUUUCACUGUAGGGAAGCUGCUGGCCCUUGUGCUCAUCAUUGUAGUGGGAAUGGUCCAGAUUGCCAAAGGACACUAUGAUGCACUGGAGCCUCAGGCAGCAUUUGAGUUCAUAAAGGAUCCGUCAGUGGGACAGAUUGCUUUGGCGUUCCUGCAGGCGUCAUUUGCCUACAGUGGUUGGAACUUCUUGAACUACGUCACAGAGGAGGUGGUUGAGCCUCGCAAAAACCUUCCACGUGCGAUCUACAUCUCUAUCCCUCUGGUGACGCUCGUCUACACUCUCACCAACAUUGCCUACUUCUCCUCCAUGUCUCCUCAAGAGCUGCUGGAGUCGAAUGCUGUGGCUGUGACGUUCGGAGAGAAGCUGCUAGGGAUGUUCUCCUGGGUGAUGCCCAUCUCUGUUGCACUUUCUACAUUCGGAGGGAUUAACGGAUACCUGUUUACCUCUUCUAGGUUAUGUUUCUCAGGGGCCAGAGAGGGCCACCUGCCGUACCUACUGGCCAUGAUCCACCUGAAGAGCUGCACACCCAUCCCUGCCCUGAUCGUUUGUUGUACAGCAACCAUAGUGAUCCUGUGCAUCGGGGACACACAUAACCUGAUAAACUACGUGUCUUUCAUAAACUACCUCUCAUAUGGAGUCACUAUAGCCGGGCUACUUUACUACAGAUGGAAGAAACCCAACAUGUUUAGACCCAUUAAGGUAAACCUGUUGGUGCCGUGCAGCUAUCUGGUGUUCUGGGCUGUGCUGCUGGGCUUCAGUCUGUACUCGGAGCCAGUGGUGUGUGGGAUGGGGCUGGUGAUCAUGCUCACUGGAGUCCCCAUCUAUUUCAUUGGAGUGCAGUGGAAGAACAAACCACAGUGGAUAUACAGCGCAAUUGAGAGAGUCACCUACCUGGGGCAGAAGAUGUGUUACGUGGUCUUCCCUCAGGACGAUCCUUCUGAAAUCCAGCCUCUCACAGAGAAAUCGGAGCUGUGAGCUUUAGCCAAGGACUCCUCACACUCCUAUUUUGCAAUAGCAAAGACCUGUUUCCAUCCGUUAUAGAGUGUUUUUUGAUGCUGUACUUGAGGAGACUCUCCUCCGAGACUCAGCCAUCACAGCAAAAGAAACUGAAGUUUUACAUUUAUCUCAGACAUCACAUUUCUUAGUUCUCCCCUCGCAUACAUUUGUCUGGACAUCAGCUUGUGUCUGAACGCACCCUCCUCUGUUCCUGUUUGAGAUGAAUUCCUGUUUUCUCUGGGAGUUGUUUUUGAGAACUGUUGGUGUAUUCUCAUGUGCCUUACAGGAUCUCACUCCGUUAUUGAAGUUUUUAUUGUCAAGUAGACAGUUUUUUUUUAAUUAGCAAUCUCCUGUGAGUAAACAAAGGGGACUUGUUGAAGCUUCAUAACCCAGAAAUCUAAACACCAUCUGUGAGUCUGAACUUUCUCACUUUAUCCUUUUAAUAUUAUUGACUUAAGCCCUCUUAAGUGCAAUGCAAUAACUUCUAGCUAUGCUCAAAAAGUCUAUGCAAGUAUAGUUUAGGCACUUUAAUGUAGUUGCGUACAGUACUUUUAGCUUAUAUUGCACAAUAAUUUUAUUGCCAUGCUUUCUGAAUGAGCUCCAAUCCUCAGCCACUGUUUAACAGAGGCUCUGCCCCAACAAACAUUAGCACUGCCAGUGUCUUAGCCUUAUGCUAAUGACAGGAACAACAGGAGGUUCCUUCUUUUUAGGUAAUGUUAUUGACAUAAAAGGUGCUUUAAAUUUGAAAGAGUCCUCUUAGGUAGAUACCUUCAACUGUUGUCCAAAAGAAGAUGUGUUUCUUCAGCCAUUUAGCGUCUUUUUUAUAUUAAAUGCCGUCCAUUUUGACAGGGAUGCAUUUAUUUUAUUUUGGGCACUGAUCUUGGACAUUCCUCUGAGCUAUGCAACAGCGAUGAUCUCAAUCUCUUCAUUUCAAACUGAUCACUCGUGUCCAUCCAAACACAUUCGGAGAUACUAGACUCGUGAUUAGCAGCUAAUGCACUUACACGCCACUUGAGCGCCCUCUCCUGGUGCAAUCUUUCUAUAAACGAUAAUACGCUCAGUACAGCCAGUGCUGCUCAUCUCUUCCCAUGGGUCCAGCUCAGUCAUGUCCGUCAGACUAGCAGUGUUCAAGCUCUCACUGCCCAUAGUGGCAAAGCACAGUACAGUGAAAUCUUAAUGUAAAUACUGCAUAAAGUUUCAAAUACAUCAGGGAUUCAUUGUGAGAUUGCAUUCCUGACAUUAGUGAAGCGUGAGGCGUUUGUAUUAAAUAUUCAUUCGUUCCUAUUGUAUGCACUAUAGAUAUGUAUGCUGAUAUACUUGUGUUUUGUAAAAAAAAAAAGGUUAAAAUAUGUUUAUCAAUAACAAUAUUAGCACAUUAAAUUUAAUUCUGGAAAUGA